Molecule: messenger RNA, 3597 nt
Organism: Xylaria bambusicola
Lineage: Eukaryota; Fungi; Ascomycota; Sordariomycetes; Xylariales; Xylariaceae
Exons: 2
Coding region: 210-3401 (1063 amino acids)
Source: RefSeq, a predicted model, not a curated record
UAGCCGGCUUUCGCAUAUCAUCACUGUCGUUUGACACACGUUCCUAUUUUUGCAUUAUCGAUUUCAAUUAUACACAUACCAUUAAAACGUCAUCUAAAGUGAACAGCACUACGCGACCAGUUCGACCGGUGCGAGAUACUGCUGCCCUCGCGGAUUCGUUCGCUGGCAGUUACACCCAGUUAUAAAGAGGAGUUCGGUAUUUCGUAAAGAUGGAUUUAAUGGUUGAAUCAUGCGAGUAUCACGGGAGCUUGAUAGCUUUCGAGGGACCGCAGGAUAUCAUAUCGACACAGCUUCGUCUACUCCCGAACUCAUCCAAACUUUUAAUAUUACCAUCAUUUCAGGCCUUCAUCAAGGAAAGCGACGUCGCUACACAAUUCGACGCUCAGUCACUAAUUCUUAAAAUACACGACGCAUGCCAUGCCCGAACAGAAAUGGCUCGUUCCUUCCUGCGGGAAUCCAUGCCAAAUGACAAGCGACUUGUGUUUAUGAACGGUAGUACAAUCUCGGCACGGAUGAGUUGUAUCUCGGCCAUCAGCAGGCACGAGACGAACGGAGAUAUGGACAGAGCGGAGGCUAUAUUCAACGAGCUCAUCGAAAAUGGGGCUGUGAGCCUCAAGCGACAAAACCAAUUGGAGCAGAAUCCCGGAGUAGCUUCGACGACAGAUGCCACAGAGGAUCUGGAUGGGCAAGGUCCUCGUGUUGCAGACGAUCCAAUAUCAAAAGCAAUGAGAGCUGCCGACGCCUUGUAUCUCGAAACGGAAUUUUUACAAGAGACGGACGAAUUCGAUCUUGUCACUGCAAUUCGGCACCGCAGUAUGAGCGUACCAGCCCUUCCCUUAACUGAUGACCUACGAACUACAACACCCUUCAACAUCUUCGGUAGUCCAACAGAAAGUACUGAGAAGGCUCAGUCGCCUAGACUUGAAGAGCAAAACCCACUUCACGAUGUUGGGGUCUCGCAGGGUGUAACAGUGGUUGAAGACCAGUUGGCAGGCAUUAACAGUGGUACAUUAUCACCAAACCGUGGUAGUGAGCUCUAUCGACACAAUCCUUUAAGACCAACUAGUGCUGUUGGUCCGCCGCGUAACGCAGUUGAGUCAUUGCCGAGCAGUCCAAUAUUACUAGGCGAGGCUCGAAUUGUUGACUUUCGCCCCUCUCCACCAUCAAGUCGUAAGCGCACUUCGUCAGUAGAUCGAAUCUACGCCACUGCUAUCCGAAACCAAGAUAUUUCGCUUUGCAAUUUACCACGGUCUUCGACCAAGCUCGAGGGAUCAGCACAGGGCGAGGCGCAGGAAGAAGAACGCGUCUCGCCGAAGAAACCAUUACUCAGAUCACAUUUUUACAGCGAGACAUCAUAUCCAACUCUAAUCAAACCCAACAGGGCUAUAGUGAGGAAAUAUGUGCCUCCCAGGCUAAACUUGGACAUAGAGGGGGCAAGGCGCUCCGUCUACUCCAACCAGAGCAUAGGCGAGAGAACAUGUGCACAAAGAGGCACAUUAACUGAGCCUCUAAGUAACGUGGUGACGGGCGAGCCAGAUGCUGGGAAAGAUGAUAGUGGAUCCUUCCUCGAUUUGGAGAACGAUGUCGACCCUGUCCAAGAACCUUUUCAAGCAGUCCUUCCAGUGGUUGAGGAUUUAGUCAUACAUUUUAAGGGCGAGGAGAGUCAACCAGCGCUAGAGGCCAUGAUCCAAACUUUCCAGAACCGCACAUCGCAGCUUUCCAUGCUUUCUCUUAUUUCAGAAUUGAGGGGAAGCAUGAGCCAAACCAUGACCCCUACUACAAGGAGUUCAGCGCCAGACUCGUCUGAAAAGGGUGCUCUGUAUAGCCGACGAGUUACUCAACAGUCAACCCCAAGAUACAGUCCUGCAGAUUAUGACCCUUUCGCAGUCCACGGUAAUUAUCCUAGGCGGCCUGCUUCUGGGUCUUUAUCGAACAAAGAUACGAAUAACCAUCAGGAGGCAAUCGUCAUUUCGACUCCGCCAACUCCCGCUCAGACACCUCCACCGGGGACUGAAGCCAUUCCAGAUCAGCUUUUUCAUGAAUUCGAUAUCAAAGGGUACAAAACAGCUAUAUGUAUCCAGAACGCGUUAAGGUCCAUUCUAAAUGUUUACUUUUCACCCGAGAACAUCGGAUAUCAUCAAUUCAACUUUCCACUACUACCCGAGCUUAGCAGCUUUUGGCGGCCCGUGUUUCGGGAGACCCGGUCUCGAGACUCAAACACGACACGAAAGAUUGACUUAAUACUUGCUUUAGGCACACAGAAAUCUUCUGGUAGAGGGCUACUUGGUUCAGUUAGCGGAUCUCUAGAAAAACUGGGGAGAGAAGCCAAUGGUACACCCCGAACUGGAAGGGUUGACUUGAGAUAUCUUAUUGCAAAUGCCAUGCAAGCUUUCACAUCUCAGCCUCUAGCCAACCAAACGCAGGCCAAUCCUUUCUCUAAUCCUUUGCUCCUUGCAACUCUCAUUAUACCACACCUUGAAACAUACAUAGCAGCUCAUCCCACCACCCGUUUUCUACUACUCGAAUACCCGACGGAAUAUUUAUCGACUGUUCUCUCGUUACAAGACCUAAUUGGCGCAGAUAUACUAAAAGUAGCCGGCAUCAUUGACCCGGAAACAAACGAGCCGAAAUCAUACCAGACGCACAGGAAGCACUCGUCUCACAGCAUCACAAGCUCAUCUGUUUCCUCAGCUGGCCAAUCGCCUAGUGCAGAAGCGUCAGAGGUUGCCAAGGGGAUAUACACAUCCCAGCCGUCCUUUUCGAAAGCAAACUUCAUCCUCACAUCAGGCGCGGAGGAAUCCGAGAUAGCGACGUUCAUUGCGACUAUCUGGAGAAUAUUAAUCAACAUCUCGGACUUUUACAUUCCCGAAAGUGUUACCGUGGACAAGUGGAAGAGUAAACCUAACACCUACUCGCUUCCGUCUUCGUCUCUCAUGCCUUCAUCAGAGCAGUACGCGCCUUUGCUCAGAGCCGCAGUAAUGCUUGGCUUUGCGCCGCCGCUAGAAGACGAGCAGCGCGCAAGCCCCAAUUACGUUUCGAGCGGAACAUACGCAGAUCUCCCCACACCUAGGCAGAGACCCGCGACGCCGAUGAAAGCCGUCAAACCGUCCACCAGGGCGGCAUCACGCAACAGUAGUUCGGCUGCGCGGCGUCCCGGGACCCCUAACCCGCGCAACAAAUUAAAGUACCUCUUAGGUCACGACACCGCUGCAUACACAACGACUAGAGACGCCGGAACAGAGGAUUCGGUUUCGUAUCAUGAUUACGAGGGUCUGGAAGAAGACGGCCGGUUCCUAGCCGAGGAACGGAAGUACAUGCCGCUCUGGACCCAGCAGCACGCAAGCGGCAUGCCCAACCGUAACAGCCACAAAGCGCUGAAAUGGCUUGGUCUGUCGAAUUGAGGCCUUUCAGCAUCGCGGCGAUUCCGGGGCAGCAUCAUGAAUGCGUCUGCCCCCUAGCAGCACUUGGCUUCAUAUACAUAUCACACAGUGUCGGUGCUGGCGCUGGCUUACAACAAGUACCGGUUCUUUGGGACAACUUACCCUCUCUUUUUCUUUUACCCUUUUGAAGACUUGUAUGGCAUGGCGAAUCAUUGGG